Galdieria sulphuraria is the source of this 2335-nucleotide messenger RNA. Its product is annotated as elongator complex protein 3. Gene Ontology annotation, biological process: tRNA wobble base 5-methoxycarbonylmethyl-2-thiouridinylation. The transcript has a single exon. Gene Ontology annotation, molecular function: iron-sulfur cluster binding; acyltransferase activity, transferring groups other than amino-acyl groups. The record is from RefSeq and is a predicted model, not a curated record. Gene Ontology annotation, cellular component: cytoplasm; nucleus; elongator holoenzyme complex. The coding region runs from base 35 to 1735 and encodes 566 amino acids. Lineage: Eukaryota; Rhodophyta; Bangiophyceae; Galdieriales; Galdieriaceae.
GAAUGAAUUGCAAAGUGUUGAGCAUUCAUAGACGAUGGAGUUGCUUCAUGUAAAUGACGGCCACGCUGCCACUCUUGAGAAACCUCCAGUUUUUGAUAAAGAAACCAAAAGGGUUUCUCCUCAUGUUGCGAGAAUGACUGCCAUUUCAGAACUAGUAACAGAAAUAAGGAAGCUUUUUGAAGAUGGGCAACCUAUCCAGUUACAAAAGCUUAUCUCAAACGUCUCCAAGAAACAUUCACUUGAAGAGUUUCCUAAACUUAUGGAGAUUCUUGCAGCCGUGCCAAACGAUAUGAGAGCAAAGUUAUAUCCUGUGUUAAAAGCGAAACCAGUGCGCACUGCUUCAGGAAUUGCAAUCGUGGCCGUUAUGAGUAAACCCCAUCGCUGUCCUCAUAUUGCAACAACCGGAAACAUAUGUAUAUAUUGUCCAGGCGGUCCGGAUUCAGACUUUGAGUAUUCCACUCAAAGCUAUACUGGAUAUGAGCCUACCAGUAUGCGCGCAAUACGGGCACGUUAUGACCCUUAUCUUCAGGUGAAAAACCGAAUUGAGCAGCUGAAAGGUUUGGGCCACUCUGUAGAUAAGGUUGAAUUUAUUCUCAUGGGUGGAACUUUUAUGUCACUGGAUGCUGAAUAUAGGGACUAUUUUAUUCGUAACUUGCAUGAUGCCCUGUCUGGUCACCAUUCUAGAGAUACCUAUGAAGCUGUUAUGUACUCAGAAAGAAGUCAUCAAAAGUGCAUCGGUUUGACUAUUGAAACUCGUCCUGACUUUUGUCAUCGUCCUCAUUUGAAUGCAAUGCUGUCUUAUGGCUGUACGCGAUUAGAAAUCGGCGUUCAAAGUGUUUUCGAAGAUAUAGCGAGAGAUACUAAUCGUGGGCAUUCUGUUCAAGCGGUUUGCGACUGCUUUUGUUUGUCAAAAGAUGCUGGUUUUAAAGUAGUCGCUCAUAUGAUGCCCGACUUGCCGAACACUGGUUUUGAAAGAGACUUGGAAAGUUUUCGUGAAUUUUUUGAAAAUCCUUCCUUUCGAACAGAUGGAUUGAAGAUAUAUCCCACCUUAGUCAUAAGAGGUACAGGCCUUUAUGAGUUGUGGAAAGCAGGGAAGUAUAAAAAUUAUCCACCCGGAGUUUUAGUGGAACUUAUUGCACGAGUUUUAGCUAUGGUUCCUCCUUGGGUGCGAAUCUACAGAAUCCAACGAGAUAUUCCUAUGCCUUUGGUUUCAUCUGGAGUAGAAGUUGGUAAUGUAAGGGAGUUGGCUCUUGCAAGAUUGCGAGAACUUGGACUAUCAUGUCGCGAUGUUCGUACACGAGAAGUAGGCAUUCAACAGACACAUUUCCACAUCAUUCCAGAAUGUGUUGAACUGGUUCGUCGUGACUAUGUUGCGAAUGGAGGGUGGGAAACUUUUCUUUCUUUCGAAGAUGUCACACAAGACAUUCUUGUUGGUCUUUUGCGGUUGAGAAAAUGCAGUUCGCUUGCUUUUCGUCCGGAACUCACAGAGUUUCCUAGUUCAAUAGUACGUGAACUUCACGUGUAUGGAACCGUGGUUCCAGUCCAUGAUAGAGAUCCCACCAAGUUUCAACAUCAAGGAAUAGGAAAGCUAUUAAUGGAAGAAGCAGAAAGAAUAGCACUGGAAGAGCAUGGCUCAGAAAAACUUGCAGUCAUUUCAGGAAUCGGUACCCGUAAUUAUUAUAGAAAGUUGGGUUAUGUCCUACAAGGUCCGUAUAUGGUAAAAUAUUUGAUAUAAUAGGAAUUUUGAUGUCAUCUUGUCUGUUUACAUACUAUGAGUAUCAUAACUGGCAGGAAUUACGAAAGUCACUCCCGAAUGGUAUGAGUUGAAGUAGCCUAUUCUGUAGCAUAUCUUCAGCAGUUUUUGAAAUUUCCUGUUUGUAUAAACUAUACGUUUGGUUCGUUUGGAUUAUCAUGGUUUUCUAAAACAAAAAAAGGGAAUGUUCAACUUUGUAUUUUUGCCAAUUUCGUUCAAACUAUACACCAAUAAGGUCAUAUAAAAAAUAAUGGAACCUGUUCCAUUCUUAUAGCUAGCGCAACUGUAGUUGAAUGCAUUUGCACAGCAACUGACUAUUCUGUAUCUUGAUGAAAUCACAUUGUAAAUGAAACCUAUCUAUUGCCAAUAAUUGGAACUUGGAUUCUCAAUGUUUAUAUUGUUCUUUAUAGCUCAAUGCUUCUAAUGAUCCAUUCCUUCGAAUGGAAUAUUUGGAACAAUACCGGAGUUCAUCACGUCAUACAUCCUUUGUCCGAAUGUCUACUUUUAUGUAGUGACAAAUAGUCCUUACAAGGAAAACUACUAAGAGCAACAUAUUCAACUGCUCUCAGUUGAACUAGUAUU